GAUGACGUCGCAUUUCACCUGUAUGUUUCCAUCGGAGUACGAAGUCGCCAUACUGUAGAUGUUUGGGCGUUUACCUGUCGAAGUGGUAAACCAUGGCAUUAAAUCACCGAAAGAUACCAUGGUACCAUCGUAAACCUUUACUUAAAGACAGUUUAUUUACCGAUUUACAGAAUGGUAGCUACGUUGCUUCUAUAUUUACCUUGGUGGAGUGCAUUUAUAUGGUGAUUUUAGUCAUUUUUGACAUUUAUUGCUUAGCGGAAGCGCAACCAGGAACCAGACAUUAUCGAUAUUUUGGGAUAAGUUUUCUAUUCGUGUACAGUGGAAAUUUCCAUGUCAGAAAUCUACUUCUUACCGAAUCUGUGAUCUCGUUUUUUCUCGCAAUUUAUCUUGGAAUUGCUUCUGUUAUCCUAAUGAUGGCACUGAAAAAGGAAAAUGAAAGGAAAUUUCGUCACUGGUUAAUAGCUAUAGUGUUAUUUACAAGUUGGAGAUUUGUUGGCACUUUCUUCAGGUCUAUAGUUAAUGAUUUGUACUUCAGUUAUCAUCAGGCAAUGUUAGUGAUAUGGAUACUGCUGAUGGUUGCCAAUGUUUUCUUUGGUCUAGUGGUUCUAUCAAAUUAUCAAGAAUUGUCGAACAUAACAAGAUUAGAAGAUAUGGCCAAAUUAAAGGUUGGGACAUUAAGCAGUCUUAGCGCAUCAAUUUCGAGACAUUCUUCGGAAUCCAUGAAAAAUGCACAUAAUUUUACAUCUUCGCCUAAAGGUUCAUCUUCAACUGCAUCGGCUUGAGGUACCUUAAAGUUAAUUGAAA
Molecule: messenger RNA, 804 nt
Organism: Centruroides sculpturatus (bark scorpion)
Lineage: Eukaryota; Metazoa; Arthropoda; Arachnida; Scorpiones; Buthidae
Gene: pasi2
Exons: 7
Coding region: 93-782 (229 amino acids)
Source: RefSeq, a predicted model, not a curated record